AUGAAUUCAAAGCCAUCAAUAUUAAAAUAUACUAAAUUAGUAAAGAAAAUUGUACAGGAGACAAUUCUGAGAGAUACUAGACUAAUGCUCACCGUAAUAUUCACUGUGGUAUUAAAUUUUGUUGCUGCCUACUACACAGUAAUGGCAACCUUAGCAUUCUCAAAUUUAGCCAAUAAUUUUAAUACAGUUAAAUUCUUUGAUAUCUUAAAAGAUUUUCUAAGAAUUUCCAUGAUAGCAGCAAUAGUUGAUUAUGUACCAUCAGCAGUAUUUACUUAUUAUCUUCAGGUAAUUUGGAGAAGAAGAUUUGUUAUAUCUUUAAGAGAAGCAUUACAUUUAAAUCAUAGAAAUUUUAAUUUAAAAACACCAGGAGAAAUUCAAUAUUGA
This is a messenger RNA of Hepatospora eriocheir, 384 nucleotides long. The record is from the annotation of a GenBank genome assembly. NCBI's taxonomy places the organism in Eukaryota, Fungi, Microsporidia, Hepatosporidae.